Oreochromis niloticus (Nile tilapia) is the source of this 2318-nucleotide messenger RNA. RefSeq names its product protein NLRC3. The record is from RefSeq and is a predicted model, not a curated record. Bases 3 to 2297 code for a protein of 764 amino acids. The transcript has 5 exons. NCBI's taxonomy places the organism in Eukaryota, Metazoa, Chordata, Actinopteri, Cichliformes, Cichlidae.
CCAUGACUCUUCUCCAUGUCACAGCUCAGCACUCACAUCACUGCUCCAUCAUUAUUCACAGGAACCCACCUGGACCUCCACCCAACCCUGUGUCCUUAAAGAGUGACACGUCCAAUGAUCGUGACAUUGAUUUUAAAGUCCAGCAGGGUUCUCCUGCAGAGAGACAGUGCAUCUGCUCAUACUGGGACCAGUCUGCUUCAUCAGGAGACUCCUCCUGUCCCCAGUGUGGAGAAAGAUCCAGAAGCAGAGCUGGACUGCAGACAGCCAGUAAGAGCAGCUGUGUACAAACAGAUGUUGGUCUGCAGGAGGUUUUAGAUGAACAUAAGAUCAGUCUGAGGAGGAGAUGUGAACGUGUGACUGAAGGAAGUGAUGAAACAGGAAGUAGAACCCUCCUCAACAGGAUCUACACUGAGCUCUACAUCACAGAAGGACCGAGUGAAGAGGUUCAUACCCAACAUGAGGUGAGGCAGCUGGAGACAGCUUCCAAGAUGGACGCCCUCCAUGACGCUCCAACCAGGUGCCAGGACAUCUUUAAAGCCUUACCUGACCAACAGAGACCCAUCAGAGUGGUUCUGACCAACGGCGUGGCUGGUGUUGGAAAAACCUUCUCAGUGCAGAAGUUCACUCUGGACUGGGCAGAGGGCUUGGAGAACCAACAUGUCAGUGUGGUGGUUCUGCUUUCAUUCAGGGAGCUGAACCUGAUCAGAGAUGAGCAGUACAGUCUUCUGGAGCUGCUCCAUGUUUUCCAUCCAACAUUACAGAAGGUCACAGCAGAGAAGCUGGCUGUCUCUCAGCUUUUGUUCAUCUUUGACGGCCUGGAUGAAAGCAGACUUUCAUUGGAUUUCACCAACAGGAAGCUGCUGUCUGAUGUCACACAGAAGUCAUCAGUCAGCCAGCUGCUGACAAACCUCAUCCAGGGGAAUCUGCUUCCCUCGGCUCUCGUCUGGAUAACUUCCCGACCUGCAGCAGCCAAUCAGAUCCCUCCUACAUGUGUUGACAGGCUAACAGAAGUACGAGGCUUCACUGACGCCCAGAAAGAGGAGUACUUCAGGAGGAGAUUCAGUGAUGAAGAGCUGUCCAGCAGAAUCAUCUCCCACAUGAAGACAUCCAGGAGCCUCCACAUCAUGUGUAGUAUCCCAGUCUUCUGCUGGAUCACUGCUACAGUUCUGGAGCACAUGCUGACUACAGAGCAGAGAGGAGAGCUGCCCAAGACCCUGACUGACAUGUACUCACACUUCCUGCUGGUUCAGACAACGAGGAAGAAGAACAAGUACCAUGAGGGACAUGAGACGAGUCCACAGGAGCUGACGGAGGCUGACAGGGAAGUUCUUCUGAAGCUGGGGAGGCUGGCGUUUGAACAUCUGGAGAAAGGAAACAUCAUGUUCUACCAAGAAGACCUGGAGCAGUGUGGUCUGGAUGUGACAGAGGCCUCGGUGUACUCAGGAGUUUGUACAGAGAUCUUCAAAAGAGAGUGUGUGAUCUUCCAGAAACCAGUCUACUGCUUUGUUCAUCUGAGCAUUCAGGAGUUUCUGGCUGCAGUCUACAUGUUACACUGUCACACCAACAGGAAGACAGAGGUGCUGAAGAACUUCCUGGGGAUAGAGAACUUCCUGGGAUAUAUUGAUUCUGUUGCUGAGUUUCUGAGCAGAGCCAUGUGUAAAUCCCUCCAGAUUAAAAAUGGCCACCUGGACCUGUUUGUUCGCUUCCUUCAUGGCCUCUGUCUGGAGUCCAACCAGAGACUCUUAAGUCUGCUGGGUCAGACAGAGAACAGUCCAGAAACCAUCCAGAGAGUCAUCAACAACCUGAAGGAGAUGAACAGUGAUGAAAUCUCUCCUGACAGAAGCAUCAACAUCUUCCACUGUCUGAUGGAGAUGAAUGACCUCUCAGUACAUCAGGAGAUCCAAGAGUUCCUGAAGUCAGAGAACAGAUCAGAGGAGGAACUCUCUGAGAUCCAGUGCUCAGCUCUGGCCUUCAUGCUGCAGAUGUCAGAGGAGGUUCUGGAUGAGUUGGACCUGCAGAAGUACAACACAUCAGUGCGGGGACGACAGAGACUGAUUCCAGCUGUGAGGAACUGCAGAAAGGCUCGACUGACUCAGUGUCGACUCUCAGAGACUCACUGUGAAGUUGUGGCCUCAGCUCUGAAGUCCAACCCCUCCCAUCUGACAGAGCUGGACAUGAGUGAGAACAACCUGCAGGAUUCAGCAGUGAAGCUUCUGUGUGCUGGACUGGAGAGUCCAAACUGUCGACUGGAGACUCUGAGAAGUGACAGACUUGAGCAGGGUUCAUUUAAAGGCUGACAGAAGUGGAGUGGUGACGGG